Messenger RNA from Oncorhynchus mykiss (rainbow trout), 3597 nucleotides. RefSeq names its product XK-related protein 6. Gene Ontology annotation, cellular component: plasma membrane. Gene Ontology annotation, biological process: engulfment of apoptotic cell; phosphatidylserine exposure on apoptotic cell surface; apoptotic process involved in development. The record is from RefSeq and is a predicted model, not a curated record. NCBI's taxonomy places the organism in Eukaryota, Metazoa, Chordata, Actinopteri, Salmoniformes, Salmonidae.
GAGAGCAGCUGCUGGUGAGUCUGCUGAAGGAGAGCAGCCUGGUGUAUGACCUGCUAGAGCUCAGCAUGCAACACAUACCCCUGACCACCGGGGGAAGCCUUCACACACAUGCACACUGACAUCACAAUUCUGAGGUGUAUUAAGAUCCAAGAUGUCGGACCGUUGUUUUCAAGACCAAAUUACCAGACUCCCCUUCAGCCACCCUGGGAUGGUAGUCAUGGCAACAUAGAGGCUAAUCUCCAGUGGACAGAGAAAGAGAGAGGGAGAGAAUGAAAGAGUGAAGAGGCUGAUGACCGUGGUGAGUACAGCCAUGUAGAAGAUGCAGAGGGAGCGAGAGACUGGGAGAUGAAGAUUGGCUGGAGGAGGAGAGGAAUAGGAACGGAUUCAACCGCUGCCACUGGUCGCAAGGAGCGCCUGGUAGGAGAGGGGAUAGAGUGUUUCCUAGAGAGGAGGGCGAGGAGGAAGGGAGAGAAGGAGGAGGGAGAGGGGCAGCCGCCUUCGUGCGGUGACUGGCUCUGAUGGCUCCCCGGGAGAGUCAGAGACAGAAACACCGCGGCUGGGGAGGGACAGGAGGUAUUUUGGAAGUGACGUGGGUUCAGAGGAGGGUGUGUUUUGGUUCGGGACGAGAGGAAAGGGGAGGAACAUGGCAGCGCAGUCUGAUGGAGGGGGAGAAAUGGAGGAAGGAGUGGGGGAGGGGGUGUUUGAUGGAGACACAGAGGAAGACUGUCAGCCUCUGGACUCUGCAGCUAUCCACAUCUGCCUCUGCUGUCACUCUGCUGUCUGCUACUGGGGCUGUCGCUCCAACUGUCUGGGAAACCUGCUGGGGAAAGACACUACUGGAAGGAUCGGGGAUACCGGAGUUGGAGGUGGUAGGAGUUUGAGGGAGACUCGCUGCCCACCAGAGGAGGGACUGUGGCUGGACUGUCUCUGGUUGAUCCUGGCUCUCCUCGUCUUCUUCUGGGAUGUGGGAACAGACCUGCUUCUCGCUGCAGACUACUAUGACAGACAGGACUAUCUGUGGUUUGGCCUGACGCUCUUCCUGGUGCUGGUGCCGUCGAUUGUAGUUCAGAUACUGAGCUUCCGCUGGUUCAUCCAGGACUACAGCGGAGAGUGUCUGACCACCUGGCUGGGGACGGUGGACUGCAGCAGGGGAGGAGAGAGAGAAAAGCUGACCAGGCAAGGGCCAACCGGCCACAGGGGGGUUUAUCCUGGAACAGAUCGGGUCAGAGUGGCCUCAGUCUGGCUGUGGCAGAUCACCAUACACAUUCUACAACUGGGACAGGUCUGGAGGUAUAUCCGUACUUUAUACCUGGGUAUCCAGUCCCACCGUAUGAAGGAGCAUAAGGAGGCACAGAGGAGGUUCUACUGGGCCAUGAUGUUUGAGUACGCAGACGUCAACAUGCUGCGGCUACUGGAGACCUUCCUGGAGUCAGCUCCUCAACUAGUACUACAGCUCUGUAUUAUGAUACAGCAGAACAGGGCUGAGACUCUACAGUGUAUAUCUAGUCUAGGCUCUCUUCUGUCUCUAUCCUGGGUGUUGGCCUCGUACCACAAGCUCCUGCGCGACUCCAGAGACGACCAGCGCAGUCUGAGUUAUCGCGGUGCCCUCCUCCACCUUCUCUGGCGCCUCCUCACCAUCUCCUCCCGCGUUCUCUCUCUCGCCCUCUUCGCAUCCCUCUUCCACCUGUACUUUGGCAUCUUCGUGGUGCUCCACUGGUGUGGCAUGGCCCUGUGGGUGGUGCAUGGCGGAACAGACUUCUGUAUGUCUCGCUGGGAGGAGGUUUUGUUUAACAUGGUGGUGGGCAUCGUCUACAUCUUCUGUUGGUUCAACGUCAAGGAGGGACACACCAGGGGACGCAUGGUGGCUUACUACUCUGUGGUACUGGCUGAGAACACACUGCUUACUGGACUGUGGUAUGUGUAUCGUGACCAUGAAGAGACAGACAGCUACGCGGUUCCAGCGUUGUGUGGUGUCUACCUGUCCUUUACGGGUGGAGUACUGGUGAUGCUUCUGUACUACGGCCUUCUUCACCCCUCACACACACACCCCACCCCGGCAUCGACCUGGUGUGAUGAGCUGCUGUGGGGUAACCCCUUGCCCCCUUCAGCUCCGCCCACCCCAGCCCACCUUGCUGCCCCGUUUCACAGUGAUGACAUCAUCGCAGAAGGCUGUCUGCCGGUGUUCCAGGUGCGUUUGGAGCCCCCCACCUCGAGGCGUUUCGAAGGUCCUCUGAUAAAGAUUGACAUGCCCAGGAAACGUUACCCAGCCUGGGACGCUCACUACGUGGACAGACGGCUGCGAAGGACCAUCAACCUACUACAGUACCUGACGCCUGCAGCUGCAGGCAUACGAUACAGGGACAGACCUCUGCUCUAUGAACUACUGCAGUACGAGUCUUCUUUCUGACACAUACACACAUAGACAAACACACAUAUUUACAAGUGCGCACAUGUAACCGAUGUGAAAUGGCUAGCUAUUUAGUGGUGCUCGCUAGUAGUGUUCAACCGGUGACCUCAUCCGCUCUGACCUAGAAGUAGUUGUUUCCCUUGCUAUGCAAGGACCACAGCUUUUGUGGAGUAACAGGUAACGAUGCUUUGUGGGUGAUGGUUGUCCAUCUGUUCAGAGGGUCCCUGGUUCAAGCUCAGGUUGGGGCAAGGAGAGGGACGGAAGCGACACUGAUACACACAAAUGUGACUCUUCUCUCUGUUUUUAUCUCUUCAUCUCUGUUUUGUAUUCCUCACUCUGCUGAGAAUACUGGAUGGUGACAGAAGACAGCAUGUCAUGUUAUUUUCACAUCUUCAUGAAUAAUACUAAAAGAUAAUAUGAAAUUAGAAAAAAUGUGAAUGUAAUUUAAACAGCGGCCUGAAAGCUGUCUCCUAUAGCUGGGAGUUUAUUAUCUUUAGUUUGGUUAACUGGGUGUGCAUUCUCUUUAGUUUGGUUAGCUGGGAGUUUAAUAUCUUUAGUUUGGUUAACUGGGAGUUUAUUCUCUUUAGUUUGGUUAACUGGGUGUGUAUUCUCUUUAGUUUGGUUAACUGGGUGUUUAUUCUCUUUAGUUUGGUUAACUGGGUGUGUAUUCUCUUUAGUUUGGUUAACUGGGUGUUUAUUCUCUUUAGUUUGGUUAACUGGGUGUGUGGUCUCUUUAAUUUUUAACUGAAUGUGUAUAUAUUUAUAUGUACAGAGAUGUGUGUGUGUACUGUGUGUGUUGUGCCUGAUCUGUGAGUCAUAGUAAAUUAUGUUUGCUUGUUUGUUUGCUCAGGAAGGCACAACAUUACAGAACGUUAAGAUAGACAUGAAUUGUGUAGAACAGAUAAGAUUUUCUGUCAUGUAGAAUACGGAUAUGUGAUUCUCUUUCUGAUGAACUCAUCCCUGAGGUCGUCAUGGUGACAGAGACCUUUACCUGACUACGUCUGACCAUCCCUCCACCAAUCAACACUAAGCCUUCCACCGAUCAACUUUAUAUGGUGCAAAUAUAUAUGAAUAUACAGUACCAGUCAAAAGUUUGGACACACCUACUCAUUCCAGGGCUUUUCUUUAUUUUUACUAUUUUCUACAUUGUAGAGUAAUGGUGAAGAUGUCAGAACUAUGAAAUAACACAU